Penicillium macrosclerotiorum is the source of this 1689-nucleotide messenger RNA. RefSeq lists its product as uncharacterized. The coding region runs from base 1 to 1689 and encodes 562 amino acids. Gene Ontology annotation, molecular function: transmembrane transporter activity. NCBI's taxonomy places the organism in Eukaryota, Fungi, Ascomycota, Eurotiomycetes, Eurotiales, Aspergillaceae. Gene Ontology annotation, biological process: transmembrane transport. The transcript is spliced from 3 exons. The record is from RefSeq and is a predicted model, not a curated record.
AUGGCCGAAACAUCGGUCACACCCAGCUCAGAAGGCCUCAAUGACCAUCUCGAAAGGUCCAGAGUCUCCGAAGGCACAGAUCUUGAGAACAACGCCUCCCCGUCGUCUGCCUCCGUCGAGAAGGAAAAUGAAUCAUCCACCACAGAAGACUCCCCUCCCAAGCAGACAGUCUCUAGCCUCCGUUGGCUUCUCAUCUGCGUGGCCAUCUUUUCGGCCAAUAUGCUUUAUGGACUAGACACCACCAUUGCAGCCGACAUCCAGGCUGCAGUAUCGGAGACGUACGACAACGUGACACAGUUGGGUUGGUUAGGUGUGGGAUUCACUCUGGGCUCAACAGUAGCUAUCUUGCCUCUCGGCAAGGUAUUCGGAACCUUUGACGCGAAAUGGGUAUUUGUGAGUUGCUUGACUAUGUUUGCUGCAGCGAGUGCAUUGUGCGGUGCGGCGCCAUCAAUGAACGCGAUUAUCGUGGGACGGGUUUGGGCUGGUGCUGGGGGCGCAGGGAUGUACUUGGGAACGCUCAAUCUGGUGACGAUCAUGAGUAGUCCACAGCAGCAGCCGUUUUAUAUCGGGAUGACCGGGUUCGUGUACGGCAGUGGGUGUAUUCUGGGUCCGAUUGUGGGCGGGUCGUUGGCGGAUAGUUCGGCGACGUGGAGAUGGGCUUUCUAUCUCAACCUUGUCAUCUUCGGCGCCAUGUCGCCCAUCUAUCUAUUCAUUCUUCCAUCGCUCCCCCGUCGCCCCGGCAUCCCCUUCUCCGACAAGCUGCGCUCCCUCGACUGGCUAGGUAUUGUCCUAACCACGGGCCUCUACGUUUCGUUCACACUGGCCUUCACAUUCGCGGGCUCUAUCUGGACAUGGAGCGACGGACGUUUCAUUGCUCUCCUCGUCGUCUUCGUCGUUCUCACCGUCAUCUUGUCUGUGACACAGCGGUUCUCGAUCCUCACAGACCCAAUUAACCGGAUAUUCCCCUGCGAAUUCCUUCGCGACCCCCAGCUCAUCCUGCUGUAUGUGUGCAUGGCCUGCGGCGGUGCUGCGCUGUUUGUAACCAUCUACUACAUCCCGCUCUACUUUCUCUUCGUGCACGGCGACAGCGGCACGCAGGCCGCUGUGCGUCUCCUCCCCUUCAUCUGCUUCUAUGUCGCCACUAUUUUAACCUGCGGCGCGGUCAUGGGCCUGACGGGCUACCAUAACCUCUGGUACCUCUUCAGCGGGAUCUGCAUGACCUGCGGCGCUGCGGUCAUGUACACCGUGCAGUACGAUACCCCUGCGGCAAACAUCUACGGCUACUCCAUUUUGCUGGGGCUGGGGAUGACCACCACCCAGGCGGGGUAUGCCGUGGGCCCAUUCUUCGUCAAGCCGGACCGGGUCGCGGAGCUGAUCCAGUACUUGAAUAUCUCGCAGGGAUCGAGCCAGCUGAUUGGAUUAGCAAUCGCGAGUUGUAUUUUCCAGAGUUUAGGGUUUCAGAGACUCAAGGAGGUGCUUGCGCAGACGGAGUACUCGGAUGCGCAGAUUCAGGCGGCGAUUACGGGGGCGAGGAGUGAGCUGUUACAAAACGCAACGCCGGAGUUGAGGGCGAAGUGUGUGGAUGCGAUUGUGAAGACGAUCGGGGAUGUUUGGGUAAUGGUUAUUGCUGCGGGGGCGCUGUGGACAUUGUGCUCCCUGUUUUUGACGAGGAAGAGGUUUCUUGUGUAA